This is a messenger RNA of Anolis carolinensis (green anole), 2653 nucleotides long. RefSeq names its product speckle type BTB/POZ protein (gene spop). The record is from RefSeq and is a predicted model, not a curated record. Gene Ontology annotation, cellular component: nucleus; cytoplasm. The transcript is spliced from 10 exons. Lineage: Eukaryota; Metazoa; Chordata; Lepidosauria; Squamata; Anolidae. Gene Ontology annotation, biological process: regulation of proteolysis; proteasome-mediated ubiquitin-dependent protein catabolic process. Gene Ontology annotation, molecular function: ubiquitin protein ligase binding. Bases 296 to 1420 code for a protein of 374 amino acids.
GACUGGCAAGAGGGAGACAUGCUGCCAAAUAGUGAGCCAUGAGUGGUGUUGUUGCUGCUGCUUUUCACCAGGGGGAAGGAGGAGGGGUCAGGAACGGUGGUGGAGGGUUAUCCUUUUUGGUAAUUGUUUUGAUCUCCUCCCAUUGCGCCCGCCUGGGCCACAGACUCCCUCUCGUUUAGCCUAAAAGGGAAUAAAGUGGCAGAAGUUACUUACUGAGGCCAACAGGCUGAAGAUUGCACAACUAGAUUUUUUAAACUAACUUGUGGAAUCCUGUCUGAAAUCUUCCAAACUGGCAAUGUCAAGGGUACCGAGUCCUCCUCCUCCGGCAGAGAUGUCAAGUGGACCUGUUGCAGAGAGCUGGUGUUACACUCAAAUUAAAGUGGUCAAAUUUUCCUACAUGUGGACCAUCAACAAUUUCAGCUUUUGCCGGGAGGAAAUGGGUGAGGUCAUCAAAAGUUCAACAUUUUCAUCAGGAGCUAAUGAUAAAUUGAAAUGGUGUUUGCGUGUGAAUCCAAAGGGCUUGGAUGAAGAGAGUAAAGACUACCUUUCACUUUACCUGUUACUAGUCAGCUGUCCAAAGAGUGAAGUUCGAGCCAAAUUCAAGUUUUCCAUCCUGAAUGCAAAAGGAGAAGAAACAAAGGCAAUGGAGAGUCAGCGAGCCUAUCGGUUUGUGCAAGGCAAAGACUGGGGUUUCAAGAAAUUCAUUAGAAGAGACUUUCUCUUGGAUGAAGCCAAUGGACUUCUUCCUGAUGACAAACUCACUCUCUUCUGUGAGGUGAGUGUAGUACAGGACUCUGUCAAUAUCUCCGGCCAGAACUCCAUGAAUAUGGUGAAGGUGCCUGAAUGCCGCUUGGCUGAUGAGUUGGGAGGCCUCUGGGAAAAUUCUCGCUUCACGGACUGCUGCCUAUGUGUGGCAGGCCAGGAGUUCCAGGCUCACAAAGCCAUAUUAGCAGCACGUUCUCCAGUUUUCAGUGCUAUGUUUGAACAUGAAAUGGAAGAGAGUAAAAAAAAUCGAGUAGAAAUCAAUGACGUGGAACCGGAAGUUUUUAAAGAAAUGAUGUGCUUCAUUUACACGGGGAAGGCACCCAAUCUUGAUAAAAUGGCUGACGAUUUGCUUGCAGCUGCUGACAAGUAUGCUCUGGAACGCUUGAAGGUGAUGUGCGAGGAUGCCCUGUGCAGCAACUUAUCUGUAGAAAAUGCAGCAGAAAUUCUAAUCUUGGCUGAUCUACACAGUGCUGACCAGUUAAAAACUCAAGCAGUUGACUUCAUAAACUAUCACGCUUCCGAUGUCAUGGAGACGUCAGGAUGGAAGUCAAUGGUAGUGUCUCACCCUCAUUUGGUGGCUGAAGCGUACCGCUCGUUGGCCUCUGCGCAGUGUCCCUUUCUGGGGCCCCCACGCAAGCGACUGAAGCAAUCCUAAACCCUGGACCCCAUCGCACAACCCCACGCGUGUUUGUGUGUGUGUAUUUUUUUAAAUGGAAGUAGCAAUGGAAGCCAUUGCUUCUCCAACCUUGAUCACCAGGUAGACGAUGCAACCUGUGGAGCUUUUUACUCUGUUGUGGGGCUGGGGUGGGAGGGGAGGGGAAAAGAGACUGCUUUGAGAUAUGCAGACUUUUAAAAGAGAACAACAAAUGGCACCAAGUAAACUUGGGGGCAAAUUAGGGAGGGUGGACUUUGGGUAAAGGGGACUGUUCAGCCUAAUAUAUCCCUGUUGCUGCAUUGUCUGUGUGUUUCCCUUGGACUUGGCUGAGUCAAGAACUUAAGGGGGUUGGCCAGGCGCCGGCCCAAGACAACAGAUCCCAACGAUGAUGAAUGGAAUUUAAGGCAAAAGAGAGAGAGAGAAAUAGAGACAAAACAUGGCCUCUGCAUUUGACAGCAGAGAACAAGAAGAUAGACAUGCUUGGAGUGUGCUCUUUUCAUCUUUGGAAGUGAUGUUUGAGGAAUAGAAGAAACUGAAUUUGCCUUCGUGAAACAGAGUCCAUGAAUGGGACCGUUAGUGGGAUUUUACGUCGAGACUUUUGCAAGAUGAAGAGGCCUAGGCAUCUUGAAAUCCUUGCAUUUGCCAUCCAGCUGUGAUAUGGUGAUUGCUCUCUCUUGCUAGCACUCUUACAUGGUGCAAAAAGAAAAAGAAAAAAAAAUCUCUUUUACAAAAUGGCAACUUCCUAGAAGUCAAGAGCGGACUGAUAGAGAAAAAUAUUCUCUGGCGAAGACAUGGAUAAGAUGGAGGCAGCCAUGAUCAGCCUUCAGGAACUGUUGGGAUUAUGUUCUCGACUUGGAAAUUGCUAUCUAUGAACAAUGGUUACCUGUUUAGAUAUUGUGGGAAUUUUGUUCCUCUGGUACCUCUUAAAUUGCUCUAGUUUUGUUCCCCUUUAACUCCUGUGAUUCCUUCAUACCCUUGACUCUUCUGGUUUUUUUUUUUAAAAAAAGAAAAUUUAUUGUUCAUGAGCACUGUGUCAAAGGUUUCUUGUCCUGAGUUGCUAAAACAAUUCUUAUUGAGUGUUUGUACCCAAUCUACUGGUUUGUAGAAGGUCUGGUCCUGUUUCAUUCUAAGCCAGUUUUCUUUUUUAGAAAAAAAAACCCCAAAAUAGCUGGUAAAGCUUUUCUUUUUUCCCUUUUAUUUUCUUUGGAAAUAUAAUUACUCUUUUGUACUGUG